GAUGGUGCUGCUCCACUGGUGUCUGCUGUGGCUCCUGUUACCACUCACCUCCAGGACCCAAAAGCUGCCCACCCGAGAUGAGGAGCUUUUUCAGAUGCAGAUCCGGGACAAGGCAUUUUUCCACGAUUCAUCUGUGAUUCCAGAUGGAGCUGAGAUCAGCAGUUACCUCUUUAAAGAUACACCUAGAAGGUACUUCUUCAUGGUUGAGGAAGAUAACACCCCAUUGUCUGUCACUGUGACACCCUGUGAUGCACCUUUGGAAUGGAAGCUUAGCCUCCAGGAGCUGCCUGAAGAGGCGAGUGCAGAAGGAUCAGGUGACCCAGAACCACUUGACCAGCAGAAGCAGCAGAUGACUGACAUGGAGGGCACAGAACUGUUCUCCUACAAGGGCAAUGACGUAGAGUAUUUUCUGUCUUCAAGUUCCCCAUCUGGUUUGUAUCAGUUGGAGCUUCUUUCAACAGAGAAAGACACACAUUUCAAAGUAUACGCCACCACCACUCCAGAAUCUGAUCAGCCAUACCCCGAAUUACCAUACGACCCCAGAGUCGAUGUGACCUCCCUUGGACGAACCACGAUCACUUUGGUCUGGAAGCCAAGUCCCACAGCCUCUGUGUUGAAACAACCCAUCGAGUACUGCGUGGUCAUCAACAAGGAGCACAAUUUCAAAAGCCUUUGUGCAGUGGAAACAAAGCUGAAUGGAGAUGAUGCCUUCAUGAUGGCACCCAAACCUGGUCUGGACUUCAGCCCCUUUGACUUCGCCCAUUUUGGAUUUCCAAUAGAUAAUUUGGGUAAAGAUCGCAGCUUCCAGGCAAAGCCUUCUCCCAAAGUGGGGCGCCACGUCUACCGGAAGCCCAAGGUUGACAUUCAGAAAAUCUGCAUAGGAAAUAAAAACAUUUUCACAGUCUCUGACUUGAAGCCGGACACCCAGUACUACUUUGAUGUCUUCGUGGUCAAUACCAACAGCAACCUAAGCACGGCUUAUGUGGGUACUUUUGCCAAGACCAAGGAGGAAGCGAAACAGAAGACAGUGGAGCUAAAAGAUGGGAGGGUCACAGAUGUGUUUGUUAAAAGGAAGAAAACCAAGUUUCUGCGAUUUGCUCCAGUCUCCUCUCACCAAAAAGCCAGCUUCUUCAUUCACUCUUGUCUGGAUGCUGUUCAAGUCCAAGUGAGACGAGAUGGGAAGCUGCUUCUGUCCCAGAAUGUGGCAGGCAUUCGGCAGUUCCAGCUAAGAGGAAAACCCAAAGCAAAAUACCUCAUUCGACUGAAAGGCAGCAAGAAAGGAGCAUCUAUGUUGAAAAUACUGGCCACCACUAAGCCCAGUAAACAGGCUUUCCCCUCUCUUCCACAAGAUACAAGAAUCAAAGCCUUUGACAAGCUACGCACCUGCUCUUCAGUCACCGUGGCUUGGCUAGGCACUCAAGAAAGGAGAAAGUUUUGUAUCUACAGAAAAGAAGUGGAUGGGAACUACAACGAAGACCAGAAGAGAAGAGAGCAAAACCGGUGUCUGGGACCAGACACCAGGAAGAAGUCAGAGAAGGUCCUCUGCAAGUAUUUCCACAGCCAAAACCUGCGGAAAGCAGUGACCACAGAGACAAUCAAAGAUCUGCAGCCUGGCAAGUCUUACCUGCUAGAUGUUUAUGUUGUAGGACAUGGGGGGCACUCUGUGAAGUAUCAGAGUAAAGUUGUGAAAACAAGGAAGAUCUGUUAGUUACCUUGAGUGAAGAUGUGGAGGACUCCAGGAGAGACACAGAAUCACUUUGUAAACUGACUACUCUCAUGGCGGACCAAAGUUGUGACCUGUGCUUGAAAGGAAGGAUACCACCAAGUGUACAUUGAUGUCUGUGUAAUGUAACCUGGAGACUUGUACUCGCACAUACUUGUGGUACUUAGGGUCCAUCUGUCUGAUACUGGUUGAUGUCAAAGGAAGAGGGUAUCUUGAUGGAUAUCACACCUUGCUUUGAGCAUUGCAUGAACUGUUUCUAAAUUAUUUUAUUACCUAAAAAUUUAAAAAUAUGCCAUUUGUUGCACACAUCCACAAAUGCAAAUCAUUCCUCUCUGUAGAUGCUAGGGGAAAAUAUAUAAAUAUAUAUAUAUAUAUAUAAAUUAUUUUAUAAAUUCUGUUUUAAAUGUUGGUAUUUCUAUUAUUGUAAGCUAUUAAAUUCUUUCUCAGUUGUAGAUCUAAUCUAAGAUCACAUUGCCCUCUAGGCAGUAAUAUUGUUGUUGUAAAUUCUUAUUUGUUCAGUAAAAUGGUUAAAUGCUGUAUGUAUCUCAUGUAAAAAGUUGAUAUACAUUAUAUUUAUGUACAUAAAAUUAAGAAUAUUAGAUUAUUACACUGUUCAUUUUCCCAAGCAGUACUGUGGUGUAUUCAAUUUCUUACCUGUCCCUAAAACUGUGCUUUUCUGUAAACUGGCACCAAAAUCUACUAUUACUUAGUAGCUAGGAUAGAAUAUUGCUUCUCUUGACCUUUAUUGGCAUCAAGAGACAAAUUGUUAUUCAAAUCUGGAUUUGGGCACCAAGUGCAAGCCAGCCUCUGUGGGAGCUGAAGAACCAUAACAGAUCUGUUGGAGAAUAGGCGAGCCAAAUACUCUCAGCCUGAUAAUCAUUUUAAACACUUAUUUUAAGUGCCAAAGUAGAGAUAUUAUAAGUAUUCCAUUUGCUUAAAUAUUUGCGGAUCUUUUAAACUACUGGUUGAAGCAACUGAGAACAUUUUGAUCAGGACUUUGGUCCAUCAGAACACGACCAUUACAGCUGCUGUUUAAAACAUUCACAAACCACUGCUGCCGUUAAUUUUGAGUUUUCAUCUUGUUCUUGUCUUUAAAGGUAAUUGAAGUGAGAGACACAAGUCUAGCAGAUAACAGCUGCAGCCUCUACCAGGACAGCAUGAGGGAAGUUUUAUCCUCUGUAGGUUUUACUUAUAAAUACCAAGACAUCAUGAGACCACAAGACCAAGACUCAGAAAUACCUGUCAUUUUUAAUCACCAAAAACAAUAUGCCUGCAGGAGAAUCUGUUGCUGCCCACCAUCCCCCUUCCCCAUUUAUAAAGUUGAAGCGGUAGUAGAUGUGGCUGCAGUUACUCUGUUAGAUGCCUUCUGUCAGAAGAAGUUGCUAUUUGUAAAACUUGGGCUCUGUGUCCUUACAUUCUACAGCUACAGUGGGGGACAGGCACACCCGUUACUCUCUCUUUGCUGUCUGCUGCAUGCCAGCCCAGCCUUUGCUAGGGAGAGUUCACAGGCAGCAUUGCUAUAGAGUAGAGGAAUACAGUGGCUGAGAUGCAGCUAUUCCCUGUGACAUGUGCUCUGCUUUCCUAAGAGUAAUGACAGUUAUGACAGACCCUCUAACUCCUCUGCAGAAACUUUCCUGCAAAUAUGUUUCAUCCCUAUAAGGCAGGAAUGAUACCUGAGAUAAUUUUUUGAUAGCAGAAGACUGUGUACCCAAUGCUUUGUUUAAGCAACUGCCAAACAAGGAGAGACUGACAUUUAACACCCAGAGAAAAUAUAUUUAGUUGUAAACGUGGGAGAAACCAUUUCCUAAUGUUGCUGAGUGACUUGUAAGUGGGACUAUAGUGGACCAGCUUCACUGAAGCUUUGACUGUCUGGGCUCUUGGGUGCUACCUAACAACCAUGAGCUUAGAGCCAGACUGAGCUGAUCUAACCCAAGUUGGCUUUUCCGCUAGCUGUGAUGAUGGUGGUUUCUUCAUAUUCUGGACAAAUACAGGGAUCCUUUCAUGGCCCUAGAAAAAUUUGCCUUUUAAACUAAGGAAAAUGAUACAGCCAUCAUGAAAUGUCUACUGCUUAUAACAAAGGGGAAUCCAUGGCAAUCAUAACCUACUACUGAUGUGCCAAUAUUUCAAGAACACCCGGGUAAGAUCAGGGACAAGAAAGAAAGACUCAUUCACAUUAACAAAAGAACUAUAACCUUGUUAGUGUGAAUGAAAACCCAGGCCUAUGUUAAUCUCCAAGUGAACAAUAGAUACUGAGGGAGGGGGAGAAACACAAUGCUGUGUGUAGAUGGAUUUGAAAAGAGAGGAUUUUGAGGUAUUUAGCUCAUUAUCUUUACUUUUCAGGUGCAAUGACAGAGAGAGAACAGAAUGCUUUUAAAACAAGAGAAAUGAAAAUAGAUAAGCUUUGCCGAGGUGUAGUGGUACACUCUUUUAAUCCCAGCAUGCAGAAGACAGAGGCAGUAUGAGCUCU
This is a messenger RNA of Onychomys torridus (southern grasshopper mouse), 4190 nucleotides long. RefSeq names its product neuron derived neurotrophic factor (gene Ndnf). The transcript is spliced from 3 exons. Gene Ontology annotation, biological process: extracellular matrix organization. The coding region runs from base 2 to 1708 and encodes 568 amino acids. The record is from RefSeq and is a predicted model, not a curated record. NCBI's taxonomy places the organism in Eukaryota, Metazoa, Chordata, Mammalia, Rodentia, Cricetidae. Gene Ontology annotation, molecular function: protein binding.